This is a messenger RNA of Doryrhamphus excisus (bluestripe pipefish), 2015 nucleotides long. RefSeq names its product serine palmitoyltransferase, long chain base subunit 1 (gene sptlc1). Gene Ontology annotation, cellular component: endoplasmic reticulum. Gene Ontology annotation, biological process: ceramide biosynthetic process; sphingosine biosynthetic process. Gene Ontology annotation, molecular function: pyridoxal phosphate binding; serine C-palmitoyltransferase activity. The record is from RefSeq and is a predicted model, not a curated record. Lineage: Eukaryota; Metazoa; Chordata; Actinopteri; Syngnathiformes; Syngnathidae.
AGAAGUAAAUUGGAAUUAUUCGCCAGGAAGGGAUGGGCAUCCAGAAUAUAAAGGGCUCAAGACAAAAAUCAGUAUGCGGAUCAAAAAGAUCCGCUGUGGCAAUUAUAACGAUCGGUAGGGGAGUGGUUGCCACCCGGAGGGUUGAACGCGAGGGACAGGGGUUUCUCUCUUCUUCCUGUUUGUGGUUGCGAGACGGCGUUCAGGUGUCACGUAGCAAAGAGUGCAAGUUAAUGUUUCUGAAGAGAAUAAAGUUUUUCUCCCAAAUUCGACACUUUGCCUCAGACUCCAGUUUCUUCGGAGCUUCAAUGUGAAAUAUUGACAAUGGAAAUCCAAUAUUGAACAUCAACACCAGUAUAGGAAUUAUUGGUAUAGGUUGAUCGGUAUUGUAAUACUCUGGUAUCGCCUUCCCGAUUACGUCACAGGGCAAACAAACAUGGCGUCUGGACAGCAGUGGGUGUUGGUUGAAAUGGUGCAAGCCUUGUACGAGGCCCCGUCAUAUCACCUCAUUUUGGAAGGAAUCCUCAUUUUAUGGAUCAUCAGACUUCUCUUCUCUAAAACCUACAGACUACACGAGACAAAUAAACUCACGGAGAAGGAAAAGGAGGAUCUUAUUGAGGAAUGGCAGCCAGAACCUCUCGCUCCAACCCUUUCCGGAGAUUCUACGUCCAUGCCCUAUGAUGUCAUCACAGGACCUCCCAGCCACAAAAUGAUAAUCAAUGGAAAAGAGUGCAUUAACUUUGCAUCGUUUAACUUCCUGGGUCUCCUGGAUAAUGAACGAGUAAAGCAAAAGGCUCUGUCGUCACUGAAGAAAUACGGUGUUGGAACAUGUGGUCCGCGGGGCUUCUAUGGAACUUUUGAUGUUCACCUGGAGCUGGAGAGCAGGCUGGCUGCUUUCAUGAAAACCGAAGAAGCCAUCAUCUACUCUUAUGGCUUUGCCACCAUUGCGAGUGCAAUCCCCGCUUACUCGAAGAGGGGAGACAUCAUCUUUGUGGACGAGUCGGCGUGUUUUUCCAUCCAAAAAGGCCUUCAAGCAUCCCGAAGCUUCAUCAAGUACUUCAAGCACAAUGACAUGGAGGACUUGGAGAAGCUUCUCAAGGAACAAGAGUUGGAAGAUCAGAAGAACCCUCGUAAAGCUCGAGUGACUCGCAAGUUCAUCGUAGUAGAAGGACUGUACAUCAACACUGCUGACAUUUGUCCUCUUCCUGAAUUGGUGAAACUUAAGUACAAGUACAAGGUGCGGAUUUUCCUGGAGGAGAGCAUGUCUUUUGGCGUCUUGGGAGAGCAUGGCCGUGGAGUCACAGAGCACUUUGGAGUGAAUAUAGAAGACAUUGACCUGAUCAGUGCCAACAUGGAGAACGCUGUGGCUUCCAUUGGAGGCUUCUGCUGCGGACGGUCUUUUGUGAUAGACCACCAGCGUCUGUCAGGCCAAGGCUAUUGUUUCUCUGCGUCGCUGCCUCCCAUGCUAGCUGCCGCAGCCAUAGAGGCCCUUAACAUCAUGCAAGAGAAUCCUGACAUUUUUGUUGUUUUGAGGGACAAAUGCAAACGUGUUUACAAAGCAUUAAACGGAAUUCCGGGGCUGAAGUUAAUGGGAGUGCAGUUUGCUCCAGCUCUUCACUUGCAGCUGGAGAGGAGUUCCGGUUCUCGAGAAUCGGACAUGCAGCUUCUGCGCUCCAUUGUCGACUACUGUAUGGAAAGGCAAGUGGCGGUGACCCUCGCUCGCUACCUUGAAAAAGAAGAGCGAUAUCUUCCUCCACCCAGCAUCCGUGUGGUGGUGACCGUUGAGCACACAGAGGAGGACAUCCACAAGGCCGUGUCGUGCAUCCAGGAGGCAGCUGUGGCGCUUCUUCAAUGAACGCAUGAAUGUGUCGUUCUUUGGAGGUGCGGAACGUGUGGAAGCGCCAUCGUGAGCACUGCCCGUUCCCAUUUCAUUCUUAUUUUUUCUUACAUUUAAGUGUCCUUAAAUGUUACACACACCAAACUGUUGACUGUCAGUAAUAAAAUCCAACAUUCCUUAA